AUGUUCCGAAAGACGAGAAGUUAUUUCAAAACGAUCGAAUUGACGUAUAUGGAGAAGACAGAGGAGCAGAAAGGCUUGUUUGGCGAUAUAAACAAAGACCUGAUCGCUACUGCUUCAAUCCAAACUGUGAAGGCGUUCCAGAAGAUGGCAUCGAAUAAUGGAGAAGAUAAUCAAACGACCUCGUCACCCAGUGCAGACGCCGCUUUGGCGUUAGUCAGCUACUUUUACUCGGCAGCGGCAUUCGGGGUAUCACUAUUCGCUACUUCGACGAUAUUUUACAGAUUUACCGGAUCAAUUUUCAACCCUUCCGUUUCGCUCGCGUUGUAUCUGAUAGGUGCGAUCAAACCGAUCAGAUUUAUUCUGGUGUCGGCAGCCCAGAUGGCGGGCUCACUAGUAGCAUUUGCGAUCUUAACCGGUCCAAGCCCCAUAGAAUUAGAUGUCAACGUUCAAUUUCAGAAUGGGACCAGCAGGACGAAAGGUGUCUUCAUCGAAGCCUUCUCGACAGCUGGAUUGAUAUUGAGCGUAUUGAUGUUAGCUGUUGUCCCAUUUAAAAAACACUUGUUCACCCCAUUCGCUCCUAUGGGAUUCGCGUUGACCCUGUUUAUCAUCGUGCUAUACUCUUCUCCGUUCACGGGUGGUGCCGUCAAUACGGCAAGAGUAUUUGGUCCAUCUUGUUUCCAGGGCUUUUCAGAUUAUCACUGGAUCUAUUGGCUGGGACCGACCCUUGGAUCUUUGCUCGCUACAGGCGCUUACGUCUUCCUGAAGGCCGUUCAUUAUUGGAAAAUCACGCCUGGACAAGAUAGUACGGGAGAAACACUUCAGAUCGAUACCGUGCAAGUGUCGGAACCAAGUCGGAAUAUGAGCGAGAGGAAUUCAAGGCCGCAAUCUGCUUGUUCGGACACUCCCGCUCAUAGCAUACAGAAUUUAGUCUGA
Kwoniella mangroviensis CBS 8507 is the source of this 933-nucleotide messenger RNA. RefSeq lists its product as uncharacterized. Gene Ontology annotation, molecular function: water channel activity. Lineage: Eukaryota; Fungi; Basidiomycota; Tremellomycetes; Tremellales; Cryptococcaceae. The record is from RefSeq and is a predicted model, not a curated record. Gene Ontology annotation, cellular component: plasma membrane. The coding region runs from base 1 to 933 and encodes 310 amino acids. The transcript is spliced from 8 exons. Gene Ontology annotation, biological process: transmembrane transport; water transport.